AGGGAACACGAAACCUGAAAAUUCUUCGUGAAAGUCGACACUAAUAAGAAAAAUAAUCGUCUCCACUGCGUUUCUUGGGUUUCAUUCGUGAAAAUGGCAUUCUGCGUGUCGGCCAAAUUGUUCCCCCCGCAUUCAAACCUGCAUUUACUCUCUUUCUUUCUCCCUCAUUUUCUCAUUUAAUUUAAUCCCCCAUUAACCUAUGUCCGGAUCUGUUUGAAAUUCUUCGUGAGUAUACGUACUAUUUUUCUUUUUUAAUUAUGAAUGCAUAUAAAUAAAUAAAUCCAAUUCAAUUCUGUGUUAGUUCUAUUUAAUUUACCCAGCUUAGCUUACAAAUUAAAUCAAGAUCACAGCGGCGGGUCAAUCGAGCUUUCAGCAAUGUCCUUCCCACUCUCCCCUUCUCUCCCUAACUUCGAUGAACAGGAGGAAACGGCGGGAUAUGAAUUUGCGGUUCGUAUCUUUGUUUACACCUCUGUUCUUGGUCGUGAUAUUCGUGAUGGUGUUGGCGCUGAUGCUGAAACUGAUUGGAUUUAUGGACGACGGCGGAGGAGGAGGAGGAGACGGCGGCGCGACGGAGAGCAGCCGGCUGCUCCCGAAGGAGGCGAUUCCGAUCGUUUACGGGGCGUGUGGCGGCGGGGAGGGGGAGGACGACGCGGAGGCCGGGGACUGCGGCGGCGGCGGCCGGAGCAACUCGCCGGAGGAGUUGUACGAGGGGAAUAAGAUAUGUGCGAUUUGCUAUGACCAUAAACGCUGCUGCUUCUUUGUUCCAUGUGGUCACUUUGCCACUUGCUUACAUUGUGCCAAGAGGUUUGCCCUCCUCACUUCUUUCCCAUUUCAACACUUGGAAAAUAAUUUCUUUUGGUGGGUACAAACUUUAAUUAGUGUCCCAAAAUAAUUGACUUCAUUUCUGUUUAUUUAUGUGUUUUUUUAAUGAUUACGCGUUUUCGAUGUAAUUUUGAAAUAUUUAAUUCAUAUUUUUUUAUUCGUAUGCAAAUUUAUAAAUAAAAUAAUUUUUAAAGAUUAAAAUUUUGCACAUUUUUUUUUAAAAUAAGGAUCAUUUUCGGGCUUAACUAAGCAUCGUAAAUGUUCCAAAAGAGGGCAAUGCAGUGAUAGCCAAAAUAACAAAGCACUGUAGGCCUAAUUGAAAAGAACCAAAGUGUACAAAAUGUCUUUUUGAAAUGAUGGGAAAUUCAAAAUUUAGAAUCAUUUUGAAUAUUUUUUUAUUUUUUAUUUAGAAAAUGUAGGUAUAUAGGAAUAAUUCACCAAAUUUAAUAAUUGUAGGCAUGCAAUAAUUUAUUUAACAUGUUAUUAUUGUGAUAAAUAAUGUGGGGGGGGGGGGAGCAGGAUAAGUGAAGGAGAAGCCAAGAUUUGUCCAUUUUGCAGAACAGACAUUCACAUGAUAAGAAGGUUGUUCAGUCUGUGAACCCCACCUACAUUUGGCAUGGAUGGAUGGAUGGAUGUCCUUUCAUUUCUUUGUAUAUUCAAUUUGUAUAUUUCCAAUCUUUACAAGAACUGAGGUUCUUCUAUUUUUUCUUGUACUAACAAAUAUAGUUAUCUAUGUUGAAAAAAAAAGUUACAUUCUCCCUCCAUUGAAACUUUCAUGGGUUA
Molecule: messenger RNA, 1605 nt
Organism: Cuscuta campestris
Lineage: Eukaryota; Viridiplantae; Streptophyta; Magnoliopsida; Solanales; Convolvulaceae
Source: the annotation of a GenBank genome assembly